This is a messenger RNA of Gavia stellata (red-throated loon), 731 nucleotides long. RefSeq names its product methionine sulfoxide reductase B2 (gene MSRB2). Gene Ontology annotation, molecular function: peptide-methionine (R)-S-oxide reductase activity. The record is from RefSeq and is a predicted model, not a curated record. The coding region runs from base 1 to 549 and encodes 182 amino acids. Gene Ontology annotation, cellular component: cytoplasm. The transcript is spliced from 5 exons. Gene Ontology annotation, biological process: response to oxidative stress; protein repair. Lineage: Eukaryota; Metazoa; Chordata; Aves; Gaviiformes; Gaviidae.
AUGGCGGCUCGUCUGCUCCAGAGAAUGCUCGGGAGCCGCCGCCUCCUCCUCUGCUCCCUGCCGCAGAGCUCCGGCGGCAGCUGCACUCGCGCUGCCCACGGUGGCACAGACACAGGCGGUCUCACUAAACAAGCUGAAGCAACUGUUGCUACAGACUGGAAAAAAAAAUUGACUCCAGAGCAAUUCUAUGUUACCAGAGAAAAAGGAACUGAACCGCCAUUUAGUGGGAUCUAUCUGAAUAACACAGAAACAGGAAUAUACUACUGCGUGUGCUGCAAUGCCCCGCUGUUCAGCUCAGAAAAAAAGUACAAUUCUGGGACUGGAUGGCCAUCGUUUUCUGAGGCUUGUGGUACUUGUGGCAGAGAUGAAAGCAAUACCAAUAUAAUGAGACGACCAGAUAACUCGUUGGGAUCAACUAGAACUGAAGUUGUCUGCAAACAGUGUGAUGCCCAUCUAGGCCAUGUGUUUGAUGAUGGUCCCGCACCUUCUGGGCAGAGGUUCUGUAUCAACAGUGUUUCAUUAAACUUCAGACCAGGCCCUGGUCAGUGAGAAGUGGAUCUCUGUGGCUUACAGAACACCCUUUCACUGCUUGUACAACAGGCUGGUGAAAAACUCUCACACUUUUAAUAUAGAACUCAAAUGUCAGUACUUAUGCCAUUGCAGCUUUGCUUUCCAGCUAUUAUCAGUGUUGGUAAAAUACAUAUUUUUGUGGUAACUCUUCGGCAGUCUGC